UUUUUUUUAGGUCUACCUGUCUCUUGUAUACAUAUAUGACCUCAAUUUCACUGGAAGUUUAUAACUCACCCUGUGUUGAGAUGGCAUAAAAUGGUUAUAGUAUGGCAGAAAUUGAGUCCUUCUGAGUUCCAUCAACUACAGGAAUAUACAUCAUAUUCAUCGAAACAGUUGAAAGAUGUACUCCAGGAAUUCAAUGGGGAAGGAAAAUUAUCCAAGUAUAAUCCGGAAGAGCCGAUGGACUAUGAGGGAUUUAAUUUGUUUAUGGAUUCAUAUUUUGAAGCUCAGGUGCCUGAAGAAUUAUGUCAACAUGUCUUCCUCUCUUUUAUGAAGAAACCAGUGACCCCGUCUGCUAGUGGUAAGGACUAUAAUGUGAAAGAUGUGGCGGUGGUCGCUCAGACAGUGUGUGCUCCGAUAACGCAUCAAACCACUACAGGCUUUCAUGUUGAAAAAAGUGAAAAGCACCAUGGCUUGGCUGAAAAGCUACAUGGAUUAACGGAAAAACUUCACGGCCUCGGUCACCAUUCUGGGGAUAAAGGUCACGGUCGCCAUGACAGCAGUGGGGGAGAAUCUGGGAGACAGAGUCGAGCAGGUCCAUUAUUAGAAAGUGUUGACCCAUGGAUACGACAGUCCAAUUCCUCCUUAUUAAAAACUCAAGGUGAUAAAAAAGCUGAACGAAAUCGUUCGAGUAGCUUUGAUAUAAAAAAUGGCCAUAUAUUCCUGAAAGACCUGGUUUGUUAUUUAUCGUUAUUAGAAGCAGGUCGACCGGAAGAUAAAUUGGAAUUUAUGUUUCGAUUAUAUGAUGCCGAUGGUAAUGGUCUGUUAGAUUCCAGUGAAUUAGAUUGUAUAGUAAAUCAAAUGAUGUCUGUAGCAGAAUAUCUGGGCUGGGAUGUUUCUGAGCUCAAGCCAAUUCUUCAAGAUAUGAUGUUAGAGAUAGAUUAUGAUUCUGAUGGUGUGGUGUCCAUGGAAGAAUGGAAGAAAGGAGGAAUGACAACAAUUCCUUUAUUAGUUUUAUUAGGUCUUGAUACAAAUGUACAAGACGAUGGAAGUCAUGUUUGGAGAUUAAAACAUUUUAGUCGGCCAGCGUAUUGUAAUUUAUGCUUGAAUCUGUUGGUUGGCUUGGGAAAACAGGGUCUCAGUUGUACAUUUUGUAAGUAUACAGUUCAUGAAAGAUGUGUUCAUCGGGCACCAGCCUCAUGUAUUACAACUUAUGUUAAAUCUAAAAAAACAACACAGACGAUGAACCAUCAUUGGGUUGAAGGUAAUUGUGCUGGUAAAUGUGACAAAUGUAGAAAAUCAAUUAAAUCGUAUAAUGGUGUUACAGGUUUACACUGUAGAUGGUGUCAUUAUACGUUGCACAAUAAAUGUGCAUCUCAAGUAAAACCUGAAUGUGACCUAGGACCAUUCCGUGAUCAUACUUUACCUCCAAUAACAAUAUGUCCAGCUGUGCUGGACCGACCAAGAAGUGACAAAAAUAAGAGUUUAACUCGAGUUGAUUCAGCCAACUUAGAUGGUCCGAUACAGCAGGGCCAAAGCUCAUUUCAAGUGACUCCAUUUGAGGGCUCCCAUCCAUUAUUAGUUUUGAUAAACCCAAAAAGUGGAGGCAAACAGGGUGGAAGAAUAUUACGGAAGUUCCAGUAUUUAUUAAAUCCUCGUCAGGUUUAUGAUAUGAUUAAAUGUGGACCAACAGAAGGCUUACAGUUUUUUAAAGAAAUACCUAAUUGUCGUGUUUUAGUAUGUGGAGGAGAUGGAUCAGUAGGCUGGCUCCUAGAUACUAUUGAUAAACUGAAUUUUGCUCAAAAACCACCGAUAGCGGUGCUGCCAUUAGGUACAGGGAAUGAUCUAGCUCGUUGCCUUAGAUGGGGAGGAGGAUAUGAAGGAGAGAAUUUAAUAAAAAUAUUAAAACGUGUAGAACAUAGCCAGGCGGUUAUGAUAGAUAGAUGGAAAAUAGAGUUCAGUAAACCAGAUGAUUGUGAAGAACAAGAGGGUGAUCCUAUACCCUAUAAUAUUAUCAAUAAUUACUUCUCUAUAGGCGUGGAUGCUUCAAUAUGUCACAGAUUCCACAUUAUGAGAGAAAAACACCCAGAAAAAUUUAACAGUCGAAUGAAGAACAAAUUAUGGUAUUUUGAAUUUGGUACGUCAGAAACAUUAGCAGCCACAUGUAAACAUCUUCAUGAAGAAAUAGAUAUCAUGUGUGAUGGUGUAUCAUUAGAUUUAUCUAAUGGUCCUCGAUUAGAAGGAAUAGCCUUAUUAAAUAUACCCAGUAUUUACGGAGGCACGAAUCUAUGGGGAGAUAACCCCAGUCAGAAAAAACGUCGUAAAGCUCAAAAAGCAAAGAAAGAGAAGGAUAAAGAAUUCUCUACAAGUAGUAUGUCUUCAGCUGAAUUAGCAAUAGCUGUACAGGAUGUUGGUGAUAAAAUGAUAGAAGUAGUUGGUAUUGAGAGCAGUAUGCAUGUAGGACAAGUGUAUGCUGGAUUAAGGGCAUCAGGUCGACGAUUAGCACAAUGCUCUCAGGUUGUUAUUAGGACACGUAAAAGGUUUCCAAUGCAAAUUGAUGGAGAACCUUGGAUGCAACCGCCCUGUACGAUAUAUGUUACCCAUAAGAACCAAGUGCCAAUGUUAGUGGCCCCUCCUUCCAGUAAGAAAUCCAAACUCUUUAAAAUCUUUAAAAAAUAACACAUGAAUGGAUUUCCUUAAUAGAAGAAGAGGGUGAAAACAUUCUUUCUUUCUCUAGAAAUUUGCAACUCAAUCAAAAUUUGUAUUGCUUAGCCAAGUGACUUGUUUUUUUUUAAUUAUUAUUAUUAUUUAUUCUUUAUAAAGACUGAAGGAAAGCCGAAGAUAGUGUGGAGCUAUUGGUUCUAUAGGAUGUACAUAUAGCUUAAACAAUAUACCACUAAACAAACAAGACUAUAGAAAUAUUACCAAGCUGCUUUCUAUAUAUAUGUAUAACAAUUUAGUGCCACCAAGAAUUAUAAAAGUUUGUUCAUAUAGACUUUGUUUAUAUCCCCCCUCCUCCCUUCUCUUUCCUAUUUAUUGUUUUAAAUAUCUGAUUAUUUUAACCACAUGUUUCUAACGUGUGUUCUAUUAUUUAUUGGGUUUUUAGAUUCCCCUCGUUCGCUGUGAAACAAGAAUUUAACACAUGUAUAUUGGCCUCUUUUGGUCACAUUAAUUUCAUGACGCAUUUAUUUCUUGUUUUACAGUAUUUAUUUGUUGUUUUUAAGCACACUACAGAUUGAAUAUAGAAUAAUUAUUAUUUAUAUAGCAAUACUUGAAAUUUAAUAAUUGUUUGUGCUAGUAAUAUUUGGUUUGUGUUUAUAGUAUUUAAAGCAUUAUUACAUAUAUAGACAGUAGGAAAGUGUAGUUUUAGAUUCUAUCAUGCCAAGAUAUCUUGUGACACAUGCCAUCAAUAGUUAGCUGGCUUUCAGUAAAAACGUACAUCAUUAUGUAUGGCAUUUACUUCAUCAUAAACAAUUGUUCAUUUUGCCAGGCUUGAAGAAAGAAUUGAUGAAAUAUUAAACACUCCCAUUGAUGAAUUAUGAACUCUUCCAAAAUGUUAAUCUUUUAUUCAAUCUGUGCGGGUUUUGGGAAGAGUCUAUCAAUCAAAUGGGGUUGUUUUUAUAUUUUUGUCUGUCUUGUUUCUUCAUUACCAAACCAGUGAUACAUAAAUGGUCCCAAAGAUCAAAUAAUGGAAACAUAGUUAAAUCUUUCUUCUAAUUUACUAUGUAAGAAAUCGCUUGCACCAGAGUGAGCAGCGGUGACUCAGUGAGUAAGACGUUGAAUUGCUAACCCAGGAGGUAUCGGGUUCACUCCUGGUGUUGACCGUGAAAGUUUCUUGGGUUUUCUGGUGUGGUUCUCCCUUGUCAGUGGUGUUUGAUGGAAGGCCUGACAAGGACAGAGUCUAAUUGUUCGGAUGGGACGGAAAACUGAGGUCCUGUGUACACAUUGGCGUGCACGUAAAAGAACCCUUGACAAUUUGAAUUUAAAAUUAGAGUCAGCCGUAGCGCAUACACCCAUCUUCAUUAGGCCAGUUGGAACAGACAAGUAGGAUGUUAAACCCCAUUUCAUUUCAUUUCACUCGCACAGAUCAGUCAACAUAGAUUUAUGUAUAGACUUCAGAUGAUAAAGUUAAGAAAAUUGUGUAUAUUGUACGUUCAACAAAUACUACACAAAUUAUUGAUUGUGUGAAUUUCUUAAAUUUACAAUAAAGAUAUGGAUUGAUCAUACAAAUUAGAAAUAAAAAUAGACAUAUUUUUCGAAAUAAUGUGGAAAUGCAUAAAAAAAGUCAGAAGACACGUUUUGUAAAACUUUGACUUGUCAAAUACAAAUGAUCCCCUUAAGUGAAAUAUUGUAUCAAAAGUAAAAAUUUGUGUUCUAGAAACAGUUAACCUAUCCUGCCUGUUGUACAACACCCAUUACUAUUGUUGUUUUGAAUUUUUCCAGGAUAUAAAUGAAAUGGGGUUUUAACAUUCUAUUUUUCAUCACCACCCUUACCAAGAUAAAAUGUUAUUCUGAUAAACAUAGUAAUUAAUGAAGAUUUAAUUAUGUUUCCAGGAGUUGGUGUAAAUUUAUGUAUAUACAUAAUAACUAGAAUCUCUCUCAUAGUCUUUAUACUCUCUUCUUCACUAUAACAGUAUUUAAUAUUAAACCAUAUAUUAGCUAGUGAAAUCAAAAUUAAUUGUCAAAACAACCAUACAUUGUACCAUAUAACAAAUGUUCAGAACACUCUUUUUAUGCUAAUCAUUUUAUAUAUAAUUAGUGUUCAUUAUAUGUCAAAAAUAUCAAAUUACAUAGUACAAUAAGUGUUCAGGACUUUACAUUCAAUUUAUAACACUCAUUUUAUGCUAAACAGUUCAUUAAUCAGAUUGUCAAAAUAUUAAGUUGCAUAGGGCAGUACAGUAAACUUUUAACACACUUUUUUUUAAAAUGCUAAACGAAUUAUAUAAAUCAGAUAAUGUCAAAAUUCCUUACCUAGCUCAAUGUACUAAGUGUUCAAGACUCUACAGUAAAUUUUUAACACUAUGCUAAACAGUGUAUAUAACUCAGAUUAUGUCAAAAUCCUUACAUAUUAUACUAUGUGUUCAAGAUUUAACAGUAAAUUUAUAACACUCUUUUUAUGCUAAUUAGUAUCCAUAAAUCAGAUUGUGUCAAAUCAUCGUUACAUUGUACUAUAUACUAAUUGUUCAAGACUUUACAUAAAAUUUAUAACACACUUUUUAUGAUAAUCAGUAUAUAUAAUAAGUCUUCUUAAAUCAAAUUAUGUCAAAACAUUGUUAUACUUCAGGUCUUAACAUUAGAUUUAUAAUGCUCUUUAUAUAAUUAGUGUUUAUUUUCAAACUAACACACUUUAUAUACAUAGCCUAAUUAGUGUUCAAGACUAAUCAGUUUAUAUAUUAGACUUAUUAAUAAUGUAUAUUUACAUCCAUUAUUAUGUAUAUGUACAAUGUUUAUCAUAUAUCAUGUCUUAAUAUUACUGUGUUUCAUACACACAUUGUCUUCACCAUAUCAAUAUAUGGUAGGCCUAUCCAUCUUUCAUACCCUAUAUCAUUGUUAUUAUCCAUUUUUUGACAGACAUUAUUAUUAUUAUUAUUAUGUAUUAUUGUUUGUCUUUUCUAUUCGUUGUUAAAAGGCAGCUAUUUAGUACAAUAUAAUUCUUGUAUGGUUUAAACUUUCAAAUACGAUAACGCUAUAACAAGCUUUUCUUCUCCAGCUAUUUCAUGCAAUUUAAAUUAUAACUGUUAAUUAUAAUAAUGUUAUGGUUUAUAGUCUGUUGUUAUAUCCUUCACAUGAUGUACUAAAUAGAUUCACUGUGUCUCUUAAUUACAGUUUAUUUUAUACAUGUUACUAUACCAGGGUCAGAUUUAAGGAUACAUGGGAACCAGACAAAUUUGGAAAGGCGCUAACAAGCAAAAUUUGAAAAAUCUAGAAGCACUCGUUAUUUAGGUUUACUAGAUGGGAUGUGUAAUUCAAAGGCCAUGGACUAUUAACAUGGGUUUGUCCAUCUGUCACAUCUGUUUAAAUUUGGGUUUAGUUGUUCAUGAGCCGACCGCCUUGAAUGGGUGGGUUUGAUGAUGAGCAGUUUCUGUUUAGGUUAAGAAAUUUCAUUGCGGUAGCCUGUCACACUUUUUGGAAUACAAUUCUGAUGCUGCUAAUUGAGGUAGAAUGGUUAAACUUAGUGUAGAUGACUAAUAUUAGUUCUAUAAUUAGCAUUUACUGCUCAGGUUAAGUAGAAUAAUAAUUGAGUGUCAUCUAUAUAGUUUGGGAUUGAAGCAGGGGACAUCAGCCAUAUUUGACCUUUGGACAGCAACUAUUCCUAAAGUAAACUGUAAGUUAAUAAUUAAUGUAUGUGUUCAUCAAAUUCUUUUUAAUAUUUAGAAUGUACAUGUAGGUGGUUUGUUACGUUUCAAGAUAUGUCUUAAGUUUUAAGGAAAACAGCCUUGUGUGUACUUGAAAAAAUAGGACUGAAAAUAGUUUAAAUCAGAUGUUAUUUUUUUUUGUUUUUUAAAUUCAAACAUGCUUGGUUCUAUUGGGCAAAGCUAAUGGUCAAACAGUUAAAUAAAAAUGUGUAAAGAGAGUUAGGCUCCAGCUAGUAACACAAUAUAGUCAGUCAAAAUUGAAAUUUGUACAAAGUACGAAAUCUUAAGAUGUCGAUAUAUGGAAAUACUUUUACAAAUAUCUGAAAUCUACUGCUUGAAAUCAGUUGAAACGAACUUUGUAGUUAAGCCACAACAUGCCGGAAAAAAUGUCAAAUAUAAAUUCAAAGAUUGUUACGUUAUCAAAAUUAGGAAUCGAAAAGGGGAGCGCAACACUCCUAUGAAAGAGUAAUAGAGGUUGGACAGGCCGAUAGAUCUGUAUAGCAGCUGGAUCAAAUGAUGAAUAAACUAAACUAAAUAUUAGUCCAAACUUGGGACUGCACAGUUAAUUCAAAUUGAUUGACUGUAAUUUUAAUUAAACCAGUUGAAAUUUAUUAAAUUUUGUUGAUGUCACACUUCCAUCUUUAUGAUUUGUUUAUAAUUCUAUACAAGUCAGGCCAUUAUUUAUAAGUUCGAUUUGGCUUAAUUUAAUUGUAAAAUGGUUCAUGUUUUUUUAACCACCUUGCGAACUAUUUGGCAUGCAGAGGCUUUAGAUUUCACCAAUGGUAUAUUUGAAACAUUGACAUCAACACACUCUUCAUUUAUAUUAAAAUUAAUCCGCCCUUUGAUACCUAGAUUUGAAUAUCGAUAUAUAUCAUUGUUAUUUCACUUAUAAAUGUCAAAGAAAUAAUAGUUAAGUAUUUAUAUCUGUGUUUAUUAUUAAAGCAUGAAAAAUUAAUAUUAUUAUAAUCCGUUAAUUUAUUUAGAUUCAUUUUAAUUCAAGUGUCUCUUUUAAUAAACCACAUGUCCGUUUUUAUCUGAUAGUUGUUUCAUUAUCUAAUAGUACUGUUCAACUGGAUGGAAAUUAAAUUUGAAAAUCAAUUAGGGGUAGGAUUGUAGAACUUCAUCUGUUACAUCACAGCAAUAUUUUCUGUAGUAAUCUGGCUUUUAUAAACUACAAAAGGAGCAAUAAAUGGGAUAUUAGUUAACCCUUUGAACCCCCAAAAUAGUAAAUUGUCAUUUUAUCAUUAAGGUACUUUUGUAAUAUUAUUGCUGGUAGGUAGUUUAAUGCUCAAUCAUAACUUGUUUGUUAGAAAUUUGCUGAUUGAUCAGUGUGAAUGAUAAACAUAACCUUGACCUCUACACAGAAAUGGUAUUGAAAUCAGAUUGGUAAACUGUAAACAAAUACUAUAUUUAUAAGAAAUUGUCUGUAUUCUUGUUUAACAGUACUAUCUGUUGUAAGAGCACCCUUUUUAUUAACCCAUUCUAGUCCUUGUACCAGAAAAAAUGAUGCAUUUGUGAAGGGGUGUGGGGUGGGGCUGCAAUAUAAUUUAAUUGUGUUAAAACAAUAAUAGAAUUGUAAAUUUGGUUAGAAGAAAACAAAAUUACAAAUUGUGUUUAAAAAAUAUAGAAUUGUUAAUGGUGUUAAAUAAAAUAAGAAUAAGUUGUGUUAGAAGAAAACAAAAUUACAAAUUAUAUUAAGGUAGUAGAAUUUAGAAUUUGCUAAGGUCUGAUUUCAAGAAUAGUAAGUGUAGUAAUUUUCUUCUGGUAUGGGGCACCCUAAUUAAUCCAACUUCCAAGUUACUGCCCCCAUCUCACAACACAUUCAAACUUCCUAGUCCCCUACCCCUGUGUCUAAUUGUAUUCAAAACAAUUCAAGUGUGAUUACAAUUAUGAGUAAAUUUAUAACAAUUAUGCUUUUUUCUUAACAUAUUAUUAAGGAUCAGUUUCACAUUGUCUCUAAACAGCCUUAAUUUGUGUGCAAAAUUGAUUUGUGUUCUAGUUGUUCACAAUCAUGUUUUUUUUUAAAUUCAAGUAAGGGAAAUAAAGAUGACAAUAUGAAAUUGGCCAAUCGUGCCCAGCAACCAAAGUCUGGUUCAUUUUGUAUAAUGAUACAGAUUUUGGUUUCCUGAGGUGAAAAGAUUUUAAAUGCUCAAUUAAAAUUUUGUGCAUGUGUUAAUCUAGUGUGAAAUAAGAUGUAUACAUUUAACCCAUUUAAACUUUAAAAAAGAUUAUGCGGGCAUAUCUUUCUUUAAAGUUGUUGAUUUGUGUGUUUAUUAAUUGAAUAAGUGUAAUUUUGAUUACCUAUUAUUAUUAUUAUAAUUAAUUAAUUAAUUAAUUAUUACUAUUAUUUUAUUAUUACCGUAGACUUUUGUGAUAUAUUGUAUUGUAAUUUGCUUUAAAUAACAGCUGAAUAUAAGUAUAAGAAUAUUGACAAUAGCCAUACAGUAUUUCUGGAGUUUAGUACAUGUAAUUGAUUAUCUAAAGCGAACCAUGCAUUAUUUGGAGCGCACAAAAUACAACGGUAUUCAAGAUUACGUGAACGUGGAUCAGUGACAAGAAUACCCAUUCUCCCAAGCAGAGUUGUCUUCCCUUGCAGAUCAUGCUUUGGGAAACGGACGAUGACCGGGACAAUGCCUAAACAUAUCGGUUAUUAUUUGUUGAAAUUAUUACAGAACACAAUAAGCAUUACAAACUGUGAACACAAGAAUAUUCUGUAACUUCCUUUAAUUGUUUCUAGAAUAAUAUUUAAACUGCAGAAUAAACUCUACCUUAAUAAAAAUGAUUUCUGGUUGAUAAGGUUUUAUGACAUGAAACAUUCAUUUUGUAAUACGCCUUUACAGAAUGGAGUCAGGUCCAAGGAAGACAGUUUUUGAAAUAGUUUUACGUAAACUUGUUGCUCAUUGCGCUAAAAGGAAGAAAAAUGUCAAAAAGUUUAGUUGUUAGUAGUGAAUCCAGAUAGCCUAGUUACCAUAUAUUGAAUAAAUCAUGUUUUAAAGAGAAUUUAAUAGUUCCAUAUUUCAUUUUGAAGAGCCUCGGUGUAAUUCACUGUGUUUAAAAAU
Messenger RNA from Patella vulgata (common limpet), 9409 nucleotides. Its product is annotated as diacylglycerol kinase beta. The transcript has 24 exons. Bases 91 to 2673 code for a protein of 860 amino acids. Lineage: Eukaryota; Metazoa; Mollusca; Gastropoda; Patellidae. The record is from RefSeq and is a predicted model, not a curated record. Gene Ontology annotation, molecular function: ATP-dependent diacylglycerol kinase activity; calcium ion binding. Gene Ontology annotation, cellular component: plasma membrane. Gene Ontology annotation, biological process: diacylglycerol metabolic process; intracellular signal transduction; lipid phosphorylation.